This is a messenger RNA of Tetrahymena thermophila SB210, 6291 nucleotides long. RefSeq names its product transmembrane protein, putative. The record is from RefSeq and is a predicted model, not a curated record. The transcript has 8 exons. Lineage: Eukaryota; Ciliophora; Oligohymenophorea; Hymenostomatida; Tetrahymenidae.
AUGUUCUUCUGGCUCUACAACAAUUUCUGCGUGCAUUCAAGAUCCAAACAACUCUUAAAGAUAAUAUACUACCAUAUAAACACCUUCAAAUGGAAAUAUAAAUUUUAAGAUGGUUUUAACUAACUAUAUUAGUAAAAUUAUAUUUAUAAAAAAUUUCUAAUUCAUUUUGAAAUUCAUAUCAAUAUAGGUAUAGCACCAGUUACAUUUAGCGUUUUAGUUACAGAAUCUGUUACUUAAAAUCAAAUAUAUUAAACUCAAGUCAAUCAUGCUAAUACAAUUUAAAGCUCAUUUGAUUUUACAGCUAUUCCUAAUUUAUUUGUUAGUGAUGUAGUUGUAACUUAUAUAAUUACUUUAAAGACUACUACUCCUCAAUUUGUUAUACCAAACAAUGCCCAAAUUAUAAUUAGUUUCCCUCAACAGUUCAAUUAGGCAUAAUUACAGUAAGCUAGAGUAACUGGUUAAUGUACCAUUUAAAGUAUUACAGGUUAUAACAUUUAAUUAAUUUCAACUGCAUAAGGUAUAAACACGAUCCAAAUAUCCAAUAUUUACAAUCCAGGACCAUAUGUGUAAUAAUCUGACUAGUUUAUGAUUUAAAUUAAUGAUAAAGACGGUUAUGGAAUAUCCUAAAGUUUAAUUGAUGCAAGCAGAAAGGAUAUCCGCUUUGUCUUUAAUUGUGACAUUAGCUGUAGAACUUGUGAUAGCAUUGUUAAUACUAAAUGCUUAACGUGCUAUAACGAUAGAUUUUUGCAAGCAAAUUCAUGUGUACUUUAGUGCGAUCCAGGAUAUUACAAAUAAGGUUAAUCUUGUAUUAAAUGUACUAAUAAUUGUGCUACAUGUAAUUCUGAUACUUUUUGUUUAACUUGUUAGACAGGGUAUUUAUUUGUCCCUGCUAGUAAUUAAUGCGUAUAAAGCUGUGGAUCUCUACAAUCAUAUUAUCAGUAUCAACAAUAAUGCCUUCCUUGUGACUCAAAAUGCUAUACUUGCACAGAUUCACAGACUUGUUAAAGCUGUAAUAGUAAUUAUUAUUUUGUUGUUGGAUAGAAUAAGUGUGUUGAUUAGGCAGGUUGUAAUUUAUUAGGGCUUUAUACAAAAGCUAAUUAAUGUGUUUAAUGUGAAUCACCAUGUGCUACAUGCUAAACUACUUAUAAUAGUUGUACUUCUUGCUUAACAGGUUAACCCAAAAUUUAUUUAUAAGGAACCUAGUGCUAAGCUAAAUGUAAUCCUGGUUACUAUAGCGAUGGUGGUAAUAAAUGCUAGUAAUGUGAUGGAUUAUGCACAACUUGUACUGAUCAAUCAAGAAACUGCUAAAGCUGUAUAUCAACAGCAGGAUUUUAUCAAAAUAAGUGUUAUAGUACAUGUCCUUCAAACGUACCUUUGAAUAUUGAUGGUUAAUGCACUUCUUGCCCUUCUAAUUGUGCUACAUGUUCUAGCUUAGAUGUUUGUCUAACUUGUGUGGGGUCUAAUUUAUUAUUUAAGAAUUAAUGUAUAGCGUCAUGCCCUGUAAACUAUCAACCAGAUUCAACUGCUACAAAAUGUGUUUUACAAGACAUUAGUACAAUUAUUACAAGAAAUUUAGAUUAACAUAAAUUUGUUCCUUUUCCAUAUUUGAUUUCUCUUAUUAUAUGGAUUGCUAUUGCUCUGUGCUCAAGAAACAGAGCUCAUUAAACAUUUUUAUCUGGUUGUGUAGUUGGAAUAGGUGGUGUUAUAGAAUUUGCAACUUGGGUGACAUUUUUUAUUCUUCAAACUAUUAAUGAUAGUAUGAAGACACCUUAAAAUAAAUUAUUUUUAGCAUCUCUCAUACUUCAUUUCUUAUUUAACAUAAUUAAUUUAGCCUUUUACUUUAUUUACAUGCGCAGAGAUUCCCAUUUUAUUUAUUGGCUAUCAUAAUUUUAGAAUAAGAUUUGCCACGGUUUUAUAAGAUUCUUCUCAUUAACUUUUACUCAUAAAUUUGAAAAUUUUAUGUUCUCUAAGUUCUUUGGGUUUUCUUUCUUCAGUGCUAAACUGACUUCAGUACAUUAGUUACUUCCAUACAAUAUUGUUGCAGGUCUUUCAAUUUUAUUUGUUAAUGCCCCCAUGAUUAUUGCUGCUUCAGCUACCAUUUACUAUGACGACUAAUUUGAAUAAAUGUUUAUCGAAGGUUUAGAAGUUAUCUUAAUCAAUCUUAUUUUGAUAGGGUUUAUGAUUACAAAUACAAAGAAGCCUGAAGAUUACUUUAUAACUAAAGUAGCUGAUGGAAUCAAUCCUCUUGUUGCAAAUAUUUCCCAUAGAGAUAACCUCCCCUAUAAUAGUAAGCUAAUGGCUUCCUUCACUAAAACUAAUUUCGGAAUGUCUGGAGGAGCUGAAUCUGACAGAGGUGAGUUUAAGUUUACUAACAGAGUCACUGUUAUUGGCGAUCUUGAAAAACCUUUAACUUUUGGCUAUAAAUUGAAUAACUAAACUAUGCAUUAAGCAGCUAAUAUGACUAAUGGACCAAACGCUAAUAAUAUGAAUUUAUCUUAUAUAAAUGGUAAAAAUGAGAUAACAGCUCAUGACCAAUCAAUUGAUUUUAUCAAUUAAAAUGGAGCAAAUAAAAAUUUAUAUAAAAACCAAGACUCGUCUAUAUAAGGUUCAAUUUAUGGAAAUGGCACAAAUACUGAUUUAUAUUUUGCAAAUCCAAACAGCAUUCAUCAAACUUAAGAGUUGGGAGAAUAAUGCUCAAAAGGAAGAAGACUUUACGAAUCAAAAAGUAUUCCUAAAAUGGGAGCUUUGGCAUAAUAGCCAAUAUAAGAGCAAUUAGAAGAUGAUGAUGACUUUGGUGAUGAUAAUUUACAUACUAAAUUGUAAAUGACGGGAGAUGAUAUGAAUAUGAGGAGAGUAGAUUUAAUGAACUAGAAUUAUAGUGGAUAGAAUAAUUAAUACCAGACAAUGAGGAGUGCUAGGUCUAUUUAGGGUAGUAGAAUCUCUCAAAAUGUUGGAUAUUAAGGCUAAGGAUUAUAUUAAAACUAGUAAAGCAACAUCAAUAAGCCAUUAAAUUCAUCUCGUCCUCCUUCUUAUAUAAUGGAUAAUACUAAAACAGAAAAGAAAGUACCCAUGAGGUAAAAUAAUGGUGGUAGUAAAGUAAUGACUCCCACUAGAUAAAAUACGAUGAUGUAAAGCUAGAAUUAAAUGACUACUAGCAACCAUCUUUAAACCUAAUCUCCACACAUUGUCUAUUAGCAGAGACACUACUCAUAAAAUUCUGCAAAAAUUACUCCAAAAAGAAGUGUGAGUAUAGGUGUAAAUGAAUAGGAGCUUCUAGAAAGUAGUAUUUAUCCUUCAAAUUAUUAAAAAUCUGCAGUUUAUGAUAAAAAACUGGCUAAUAGAUCUACAAAAGAGUAAAGCUAUAUGUCACCUGUUCGCACAAUGUAAAAUACCAAAGAAAUUAACUUCUAAAGUCAUGUAAGCGCAAGAAGCAGAUCAAGAAGCGCUUCGCCUUAGCGUCCUCCGAAUGAGCUUGACUAAGAAUACUACAAAAAAAUAAAUAAUAUGAGAUCAAAAUCCAAGGAUUAGUUGGAUUAUUAUGAUGAAAAUGAGCAUCCUGAAUACUUAGAAGGAAAUAUAGACAGAUUAAAUAAUGGUAGAUAUCAUACAAAAAACCCUAAUCAUAUUUAGAAAUUCAAUGGAGAAGUUAUUAGCCCAGAGAGCUCUCCUGGUAAGAGCUCUUACAACGCUUAUGAUGAUCAAAACCGUAUGAAUUCUAAAAUAAACACUGAUGAAAUCGACUUACUUAGAGGACCAAGCAUUAAGCAAAAUAGUUAGAUGAUUGAAAAAGUAGGUUCCGAAGACUCUGAUCAAAAUGAUGAUCAUAACUACCCAAACAGUAGAUCAAGACCAAAUUAAUUAUUAUUUUAUUUAUAAAAUCCCAUGUAAAGGCCAGUAGAUACUCCAUUAGAAAAUAACAGAAGAGUAAAUACUAAUGAGUAGGAAGUAUCAGAUUAACAAUAAUAGGAAUUAAAAUAAUCUAUGUUAGUAAGAAAAAUUAGCACAGAUAAAGAAAAAGAUAAAUAGAAGGUAGAAGAUCCUUAAGACAGCAAAAGAGUUGAGAGAAUGUAACCAUAAAUUGAAGAUUUAGAUGCAAACGAAUAUGAUCCUUAUGGUUUGAAAGCAUAAGCAUCAGAAAAAAUGAAAAAAAUGAAGUAUCCAUCAAACAGAGUUUCUUAAUAAGCUAUUGAUCAUAAGAAAUUCAUUAAGAAGCCAUAUGAAACUGAUGAAGAUUUACAAAGUGAUGCUUAGAAUAUAGAAUCUUAAAGAUUAGAUGAAAGUAGUGACUAACCUCCUGUCAUAAACCAGCAUAGAAUGAUUGCUCCUCCUAUUAUUCAUGGCGAGACUAUCCACUCAAAUAGCUCUCCAAUUGCACAGUAAAGAGGAUAAGCAGUUAAAGAUCCUGCCAUUAGCUAACAAUCUUAGCAGUAGCAAGGAAGUCAGAAGAAUAUUAAAACCUCUAUGAGAUCUUCUAUAGAACAAUCUGAAACAAAAAACAACAAUGCUAAUAAUAUAAAACCUCCUUUGAAUCCCAUGAAAACUAGUAUAGCCAGUGACAAUUAAAAUUAAUAAAGCGACUCUGAUGAUGAAGAAAACUUAAUAAAAAAUAUGAAUAAGAAAAGAAGCAUAGAUUAUAGUUAGAAUAAUAAAUUUGAGCCUAAUUCACAAAACAAUAAUGAUUAGGAAUAAAAGGUUAGGCAAUUACUAAUAAGACAAAGUAAGAAUUCAAAUGAGAAUAUUAAUACAUAGAAUCAAGCAGAUGAAGCAGGUUAGAUGGCUUUAAAUUAAGUUAGAGUUGUAACGCCUAUGACAACCAUGAUUAAUCCUAGAGACCUUCAGAAAAUGGAAUUUGUUAAUAAGGGCAACAAUAACUAACCAUUGAGAGAGUCUCAAUAAGGAAAUUAAAUGGUUGAUACGUAGACAGAUGAUAAUUUAAUCCAAAAAUCUAAAGAAUUGGAUUCCGAAUUUUUAAGAUAGAGAUAAAAAUUAUCAUAAAUAGUAAAUGCAGAGUAAUUUUAAGAAGAACCUUAGCACAAGCCUAGCGCAUAGAAUCAAUCAAAAGAAAAUAUUAGAUAAUCAAACUAAUUUAAAUCAAAUGCUUAAUAAAUUAUACCUCAUGAGUAAUCAAAAACACUUAGCCCUUCUAACAAUGAAAACAAAGCAAGCAAAUAAAAUAACGUUCGUAACUCACUACAGUAACCUUUUUAUAACAUGCAAGACGCAUAUAAACAUCAUAGAUCAACAAAUCAUAAUGAAAGUCUUAAUAAACCAACUGAUUUUUCUGCUGCAAAAACAGAGAAUCUUGACAUUCAACCUGUUAACUUAGACGAUUUUAAUGGAGGCGGAUUAUACUCACAUCAAACUAGUAUGAAUGUUAUGGGUAACUAGUAACCAAGCCCUAACAUUCCUUAAAUACUCAAAGAUAAUUCUACAAUCUCUCCAAUUAGUAAUACCUAUAAAGUACCAUAAGCAUUUAAUUUAGGUAAUCCUUCAACAGGAGAUUUAAGUAAUAAUUUCUUUGGCCUAAGCGCUAAAGAGUACGAAGAAUACACCCUUAAUAAAAAUAACACCAUCAGUAAACCCUCUCCUACAAACAGCCGUAUUGCCAAUUAAUACUAUCAAGAGAAUCCGAUGAUAAAAGACCAAAUUAAAAAAAGAAGAAAUGUGGAUGAUAUUUAUGAUUCUUAAGAAUCAAUUAAGACUGCAAGUGAAGCUUAAAUUGAUUUUAAUGAAAUAUCUCCUAGUGACUUUAAUGUAUUGAAUCAGAGAUAUGAUGAAGAUAUUGUUGAAGACGAAGUUGAAGAGUAAAAAUCUUAGAUACUGAAGAAAGCUCUAAGCUAAGCUCCUAGCUAUUAUGAUGCUACUAACGAGCACGAUGAACGCCUAAUGGCUAUUGCUAAUUUAAAUAACUUGAAAAAACUGUAAACAAAUGAUGCAAGUCUUCCUCCUCAUAUUUAGCAAUCAAGAAAAAGUGAUGUAAUUCUUGGCUAAACAAGCAAUUAAUAACAAAACUUGAGAGGAAACUACCCUCAUUCUAAUACAAAUAGUAUGGUUUCAAUUAAUUAGCCAAACUUUAAUUAUAUUUAAUAAUAACACCCUAUCAUAAUCACGAGCCAUAACUACCGAAUGACAAGUGAGGCAGGAUCUAGGAAUUAAACAGAUAAUAUUAGACACUUGAGUGAAAGUAGAAGUAAUUCAUAAUAUAAUGGAAAUAAUGGCUAAAAUAGCGAAAGCCAUACUCCAUAUUACUAUAACAUACAAAAUGCAUAUAAUAAGUUAAAUGGCAAAUGA